Molecule: messenger RNA, 2224 nt
Organism: Cadophora gregata
Lineage: Eukaryota; Fungi; Ascomycota; Leotiomycetes; Helotiales; Ploettnerulaceae
Exons: 4
Coding region: 568-2136 (522 amino acids)
Biological process (GO): carbohydrate transport; transmembrane transport
Cellular component (GO): membrane
Molecular function (GO): carbohydrate:proton symporter activity
Source: RefSeq, a predicted model, not a curated record
CCUCCCGAGCUAGACUUUACCACCCCAUGUUUGGCUUAGAGAGGCGGAAAUGCCAUUGAGCGGAGACAACUGGCAGAAGUCGGAUAGAGGCAGGUCGGGACUACGGAUUUCUAUAUUCGCAUAUUUCUCGGAUAUGCUUCCAGAACCACUCGAAGGGCCAGCAGCUGGAGAAAUACGCCCUGCUCUCCUGGUAUUCGUGCGCAUGCCACAUGGUGCCUGUACUCCUCCUCCACAGAACCCCAUAGUCUAUUAGACCCCCGCAAAGUUGACGAUUCUUGCGGAGGAAUCGACCCAGAUUUCAGACUCUCCGCGUAGGUCCAGAUCCCAUUGGGCGGGUAACCCCUCGCCAAGUAGCAAAAUCCUCGGAUGAACUAGUCGAGCUUCCACGAUUGCUCUCAUCCGUAGCUCCUGAAUCUGGGGAUCAUGGAGAGCAUCGAUUCCAGAUGCAUGAUGAUGAAGUUGUAUAAGUAUCGCAGGAUAUCCUGAAAGGCAAAACAAGCAGCGAUCGACAGAUUCAUCUUCUUGUGCUCUCAAGAACAGUUCAACAGCUCGACAGAAAACUUCGAAAUGUCUUCUAAGGAGAUGACUGCAACUCACGAUGAGUCCUCUGACUCGGCGAGAGAGUUGGUUGUGAAGCCUGAUAUCCCAUGGUAUCAACAGACUGAGCUUCGAAAGUUGUAUGCUCUGAUGCCGUUCCUCUUUCUUGGGUCAACCACACUGGGGUACGAUGGCAGCGUCUUGAACGGACUGCAAACAAUGGAUACAUGGCAAAAUUACUUUGACCAUCCAGUUGGGUCGAGGCUAGGAAUAUUUGGAGCAAUGCCUGGAUUUGGAGGUCUGGCAGUUCUUCCUUUCGUGCCAUAUAUCGCGGAUGGGUUUGGAAGAAGACAUGGAACUGCCAUUGGAUGUCUCUUCAUCUUGAUGGGAGCUCUGUUGCAAUCUUUCCCACCUGCUUCUAACUCGGAGCCGAUGUAUUUGGCUGGUCGUUUCUUCAUUGGGUUCGGAUCCAAUAUCGCCAACGCCACUUGCCCACUUCUCAUCACGGAAGUCGCACAUCCAAGACAUCGAGGGAAGAUCACAACAAUCUACAACACUCUUUGGUACCUGGGAGCAAUCAUCGCAGCAUGGUGCACAUACGGUACACUAACCAAUCUCUCCGGCAACAUGCAAUGGCGUCUUCCUACAGGCCUCCAAUGUCUCAUGCCAGGCAUCCAACUCCUCGUCCUAUACACUGUCCCCGAAUCUCCUCGAUGGCUGAUCAGCAAAGGGAAAGAUGAUGAAGCUCUCAAGAUCCUCACCAAGUACCACGGCAACAACGUCCAAGACGACUUCGUGACAUUCGAGUACAACGAGAUUCGCGAGACACUUCGUAUGGAGAGAGAAGCUGCUUCGAGCAGUGGAUGGGCUGACUUGGUUCGCACGCCUGGGAAUAGGAAGCGUUGUAUCUUGAUCAUACUCACUGCAAUCUUCUCGCAAUGUUCUGGCAAUGGCUUGGUAUCUUACUAUCUCUCAUCCAUCUUGAAGACAAUCGGAAUCACCAAAUCAACCGACCAAGCAGUAAUCAAUGGCGGCCUCACAAUCUGGUGUUUCCUCGUCUCCCUCGGCUCCGCAUUCCUAGUCGACCGCGUCGGCCGACGAGUCCUCUUUCUCUUCGCCGGAAUCGGCAUGUUAAUCUCCUUCUCAGUCUGGACAGCCUGCAGCGCCGUGUACGCCAAAACCGCCUCCCAGAGCGCCGGGUCCGCCGUCCUCGCCAUGAUCUUCCUCUUCUACGGAGCAGCUGGUGCGGCAUGGCCAGGUUUGACUGUUUCCUAUACGGUUGAGAUCUUGCCGUACCAGAUUCGUGCGAAGGGGUUGACGCUUUGCUUUACUUUCACGGCGCUGAGUGGUGUGUUUAAUCAGUACGUUAAUCCGAUUGGGUUGGAGAGUUUGCAGUGGAAGUUUUACUUCUUGUAUAUUGCGAUUUUGGUGUUUCAGUGUUUGGUUAUUUACUUUUAUUAUGUGGAGACCAAGGGUCCGACUUUGGAGGAGAUUGCGGUGCUGUUUGAUGGGGAGCAUGCGAAUGUUGGGGGGAAUGAUGUCCAUCGGGACGAAAAGGUUGUGAUGGGUCGUUCUGCUGAUCACAAGGAGCAUGUGUGAUUGUGAUUAUGAUUGUACUUUAGAUUAUCAGUAUUGAAAACAGAAUAGAUUUUGACGACAUAAUGAAAUUAAACUUACCUAGAAUGAG